Acanthamoeba castellanii str. Neff is the source of this 720-nucleotide messenger RNA. RefSeq lists its product as uncharacterized. NCBI's taxonomy places the organism in Eukaryota, Discosea, Longamoebia, Acanthamoebidae. The transcript has 2 exons. The coding region runs from base 1 to 720 and encodes 239 amino acids. The record is from RefSeq and is a predicted model, not a curated record.
AUGGCAGAGACAGAGACAGGCGCGCAAUCGGUCAGCCCAGGGCAUCCGGCGCCAGAGCCUGGGUGGCCGAGCCCAGUGGCCGCCAACGCCGCCGCAGCGGCCGGCGGAGGGCCUGGGCUGACCCUGGGCCAGGCCCUGCUGGCCGGGAGCGAGGGCCAGCAGCAGUACAUCCACACCGUGCUGCAGCACAUCACGACGGCGGCGGCCGAGAAGUACGCCUCGCACCGCAAGCGCAAGCAUCGACGACGAUCGUCCGGUGGCGAUGACAGGAGGAAGAAGGGACAUCGGCACGAGAAGAAGGAGAGGAGAAAGAGGCGGCACGAUGACGAGGAAAAGGAGGGUGGAGGAGGUGAUGACCCGCGAAAGGUGACGACGUCGCCUUCUUCGUCAUCAGCGUCUUCUUCGACGGACGAGGAGGAGGGCGGGAAGGAGUGGAAACGAAGGCGGAGGGAGAGCACGAUGUCGCCCCUGCUCAAGAUGGUCAUGUCGGACCUCUCACGAGGCUUCUUCGAGCUCAAGGCGGCCGGCGUCCACAGGUCAAGGCAAGGCGGACUCCCCCAGGGUCUGGGGCUGGGCGAAGGCCUGAGCCUAGGCGCCACCCGCACUCGAGGCCACUACUUCCACUUCCUCGAAGCAAUAGUCGACCUUCACCUCACGCGGCCACCCCAGCUGCGCCAUCAUCGUCCUCUCUACUCGAACCGCCUCGCUUCCCACUCAUGA